AUGUUGCAACUUCUUCCUUUGCUGGCCCUCGCUGGCACCUCACUCGCUUCAUAUGGCGCGAAUCUGAACUAUCGCAGUCCUUCUAACCACCAUCCAGGCCUCGGUAUUUCCGUUCGAAAGGUAGUCAAGAGGAACGAUCCUUCCGCGAGUUAUGAUCCGGCUAGUCUCAAUUUCACUCACGGUGUUGCUUCUGGAGAUCCGUACCCGUCAUCAGUCAUAUUGUGGACCCGGUGCUCUCCAAUGCUGAACAAUGUGGACGACAACCGCACAACUACAGGUUAUGUACCCUUGUACAACCCCGUACCCAUCUACAAUGAUACGGACGAGGGAAGACCGCCGUCCAGAUCGCCCAUCUGCCUAAACUUUGUGGUGGCAACAGAUGAGGACCUCUCAGAUGUUGUGAACCAAGGCACAGUCUAUACGUCCUCUGACGUCGAUUACACGGUCAAGGUUGAGGCAACCGGUCUUGAUGCUUUCACGUACUACUACUACCGGUUCACCGUGUGCAAUUCACAAAACUCGAGCCCAAUAGGCCGAACCAAGACCACGCCAGCCGCAAGAGACGAUGUGACCUCAGUGGGUCUGGCAGUGUUUUCCUGCUCGAACUUUCCAUUCGGCUUCUUCAAUGCCUACGGUAAUCCAGCUCGGAAGGAUUCCGUGGACUAUGUCAUUCACCUAGGGGACUAUAUUUACGAAUAUAGGAAUGGUGACUAUGGCUGGGGAAACGCGAUCGACCGUAUAUCGCAGCCUGAUCGGGAAAUUUACAGUUUAUACGAUUAUCGUAGACGCCACGCGACAUACAAAACUGAUGCUGAUCUACAGCUCAGCCAGCAAACAUUUCCUUGGAUACCUGUUUGGGACGAUCACGAGGUCGCCGACAAUACUUACCGGGACGGCAGCUCAGAAUUGAACAACACGGAGGACUCUUUUAUCAGAGAUGGAGGUGUCUCCACUGAUCAACGCAAAAUGAAUGCUGUCCGUGCCUACUUUGAGUGGAUGCCCAUACGUCAGGUGGACAUGGACGACAAUCUCCGCAUCUGGAGAAGUUUUCAGAUAGGCAAUCUGAUAGAUCUUUUGAUGCUUGAUACUCGGGUUUACGAUCGUUCGAUCACCGACCUCUAUUGGAAUACAGACUACAUUAGACAGAUCUCGAACGAUGCCAGCAGAUCGCUAAUGGGCAGUCGGCAGGAGAAUUGGUUCUACGAGAAUCUGAUCAAUUCAGCGAAUCGAGGUGCAACUUGGCGAAUCAUCGGAAGUCAGAUCAUCUUCUCAAGGGUCAACGUGUCUGUCCUAAGUGGGACUGACGAGCCCCUAAAUUAUGACGCCUGGGACGGGUAUCAAGCCAAUCGAAAUCGUACUCUAUCCGUUCUGUACAACAACAACAUCAGCAACAAUAUCUUCCUAGCUGGUGAUAGUCAUGCCAACUGGGUCUCAGAUCUUGUCUGGCUAGGCGAGAGUCCGUAUGAUCCUGCGACUGGUGCUGGUUCUAUUGGAGCUGAAUUUGCAGGCACUGCAGUCAGCAGUCCAUCUCCCUUUGGUCAAAACAUAACGAUUGCUCGCGCCAAUAACAUCAGCGACUACUUGAUCCGAGAUAACCGCGAGCUUCAAUGGUCUGAAGCCUACUACCGUGGCUACUAUGAACUUCACGUCUCGAAAGAGCAGCUCAAUGCUAAUUUCUUCGGUCUGCCGACAAUUAUCACUCGCAACCCAGAGGAGAUCAGCAUGGCUAAUUUUACUGUCUUGAACGGUGGGAAUCGGUUAGAGAGGUUUGAUGGAUCGCCCGCCGUGGGUGGUGUUGUAGAGAAUGGAGCAAUCAAGGUAGGGGAGGUGGUGCGGACAAAUAUCACCAAUGCUACGGACACCGGACUGUAUUCUGUUACUCAAGGUAGUACAUUUCGCGAUGAUUGA
Endocarpon pusillum Z07020 is the source of this 1908-nucleotide messenger RNA. RefSeq lists its product as uncharacterized. The transcript has 4 exons. The record is from RefSeq and is a predicted model, not a curated record. The coding region runs from base 1 to 1908 and encodes 635 amino acids. NCBI's taxonomy places the organism in Eukaryota, Fungi, Ascomycota, Eurotiomycetes, Verrucariales, Verrucariaceae.